Molecule: messenger RNA, 1097 nt
Organism: Aricia agestis (brown argus)
Lineage: Eukaryota; Metazoa; Arthropoda; Insecta; Lepidoptera; Lycaenidae
Product: serine protease inhibitor 77Ba-like
Exons: 2
Coding region: 5-985 (326 amino acids)
Molecular function (GO): serine-type endopeptidase inhibitor activity
Source: RefSeq, a predicted model, not a curated record
GUUCAUGAACAGUCAACUCACGAUGAAGCUAGUCGUAUCGGUACUUGUACUGGUAUCUUGUACAUUUGCGUCAGACUUUAGUUCCAGCGCUAGAAACUUUAGCUUAGAAUUUUUAUAUCAUACGCAACUAGAAUCAGGUGAACAUAUUGUUAUUUCUCCACUAGGAAUCUGGUCAUUGAUGACAGCAUUAGUAAUCGGUGCUGAAGGGGAAAGCCAAUCCCAGUUGUUGAAGGCUCUACGCUUGCCCACUGCUGAGACUUCUGUGAAUUCUGAUAAUUAUGAGAAUUUUGAGUUAAGUAUCCUGAGUGGCUACGAAAGUGUAAUGUCAACAGUGUUGGAUACAGCAGAUGGCAGUGUUGAUUUGAUUAGCCGUAAUUAUAUGUUAGUCGCCGAAUCGUUCAAAGUAAAUCCACAGUAUAAGAGGAAACUACGUAAUUUUUUAAAAACACUCAUUACGAACUUGAAUCUUGAUACGGCGACUGGGGUGGCAGAAUCAGCGAAUGAGCUCAUCAAAAAAAGCGGUGCAAUGACAUCAGAUCUUUUUCAGCCAGAGGAUUUUUCUAUAUCUAGAUUUAUAAUCACUAAUGUAAUAAAAUUCAAAGGAAAUUGGAAAAUACCAUUUAACGAAUCCGCUACAAAAGUGGAACCAUUCUACGACGAGAAUAAAAACAAAAUAGGAGAAGCUAAUAUGAUGUUCAAAGAAGACGCAGUUCGCUACUCCAACGUACAAACCUUGCAAUCUUCCGUGUUGGAGUUGCCGUAUGGGAACGAUGAAAAUAAUGUAUUCAUUUCGACGGCUGUACACAAUGCAAAUAUAGAAGUGACUGAGACAGGCAUGCCAGGACCUGUAGUCACUGCAGCUGAAUUUCAAGACCGUGUCUUAUCUAGUUUCGAAGCAAAUAGACCCUUUAUUUACUUCGGUAUGCAAAAGCUGACCGCUACUAUAAUUUUUAGUGGAAUUUAUUCUAAGCCCUCAGUACUUUAAAGAAAAUAUUUAUGAAAAAAAUAUAUAUAUAUUACUAAAGUUCUGAAAGGACAUAAAAUGUUGAAUGUUGGAUCCAUUUAAAUAAUAUUGUAAGACCUUUUUGUACCACAUU